Molecule: messenger RNA, 1612 nt
Organism: Nematostella vectensis (starlet sea anemone)
Lineage: Eukaryota; Metazoa; Cnidaria; Anthozoa; Actiniaria; Edwardsiidae
Product: 3-hydroxyisobutyrate dehydrogenase, mitochondrial
Exons: 8
Coding region: 49-1032 (327 amino acids)
Biological process (GO): L-valine catabolic process
Cellular component (GO): mitochondrion
Molecular function (GO): NADP binding; 3-hydroxyisobutyrate dehydrogenase activity; NAD binding
Source: RefSeq, a predicted model, not a curated record
ACAGAUUUAGCAGUUUCCAGUCUCUCACGGCUCUGUGUGUAUCCCAAAAUGGCAGCUCUGAUGCGAGGAAGCCGUGUUCUGUUUUUAAAUUUAUCGCAACGGAUUUUAGUAGCCCGGUAUCUUUCAAAUGGGGACGGAAGUUCGAACCCAAUUGGCUUUAUUGGUCUUGGAAACAUGGGGAGUCCAAUGGCCAAGAAUUUGCUUGACCAGGGAUAUGGGGUAGUUGUGCAUGAUAUCUUCCCUGAGUCUGUGGAUGACCUGCGACAGCUAGGCGCAGGUGUUGCUGAAACCCCAGAUGAGGUUGCAAUGAAGACCAAUAAAAUAGUCACCAUGCUUCCUUCAAGCCCAAAUGUAAUAGAGGUCUACAAAGGAAUCAAGGGACUGUUCAAUUCAGUUCAGGAUGGGACACUGUUGAUUGACUGUAGUACAAUAGACCCAGCAUUAUCCAAGGAGAUCAGUGAGAUGGCUUCAGAAAAAGGGGCAACAUAUUUAGAUGCACCUGUUUCGGGAGGGAUUACAGCAGCAAAAGCAGGUACACUGACAUUUAUGGUUGGUGGAAAAGAGGAAGGAUUUGAACAAGCCAAGGAUGUUCUCAUGAGCAUGGGCAAAAAUGUCAUUCAUACUGGACCUAAUGGUACAGGCCAGGCUGCAAAAAUUUGCAAUAACAUGUUGCUGGCCGUUAGCAUGAUUGGGACAGCAGAGGCCAUGAAUCUUGGUAUUCGCCUCGGGCUUGAUGCAGAGAUGAUUGCAAAGAUAAUAAACAGCAGCUCAGGCCGUUGCUGGUCCAGUGAAGUGUACAAUCCAGUUCCUGGUGUACUUGAAGAUGUACCCUCCAGUAAUAACUACCAGGGCGGGUUUAUGACUGCACUCAUGACUAAGGAUCUUGGUCUUGCACAAAAUGCCUCCUCAUCGACCAUGACGGCAACUCCCAUGGGAUCAUUGGCUCACCAGAUCUAUCGUAUCAUGUGUAUCAAAGGCUAUGCAAACAUGGAUUUCGGCUCUGUUUUUAAGUUUCUUAGGGAUGAGAAAUGAUGGAAUGAAUUUUGCUUUUGUAAAUGAUAAAAUCAUGACCCUAAUUAGGUUAGGACUGUACCUAAAGAAAGGCAUAAGACUGUUAAGUCAGCCUUGUGUAUAAGGAAGUGUUGCCCCAGUUUUAGAGGGCAGUUGCCUUUGGAUGUAUGUACAUUACAUCCCUAUUUACUCAACUGUCAUCUGUUGUCUUUCUAGCUUGUAAAUUAAUUUCUGUGCAUGUAGGAUGCUAUUUGGAUUUAUAUUCAGGAUUUCUAUAUUCUAUAUACAGAUGUCCAUACGAUUUUUAGGCACAGAUAUGAGAGGCGCAGUCAGUGACUGAAAAUUAUGGGUGUUUGUAAAAAAGACUAUAUGAUUGCAGUGUGUCUAUUAAUGUAAUUUAUUUUAAGUAACCUAUAUAUGCCAGGUGCUUACCAAGAUGUCCCCCCCACCUUGGCCACCACAGAAAGGGGGUCUAUUCCUAUUGAGCGGUUGUCAAAUACAUCAUUUUUGGAUAUAAAUAUAGUAUGCACAGGUAUAGUAUGCACAGGUAUGCACCUGUAUUAUGACAUGAAUAUGGACAAUUAAAACCUAUUUUAAAAAG